Messenger RNA from Clonostachys byssicola, 3438 nucleotides. The record is from the annotation of a GenBank genome assembly. Lineage: Eukaryota; Fungi; Ascomycota; Sordariomycetes; Hypocreales; Bionectriaceae.
AUGAUAAGACGAAUGGUGCGCUGGCUGGACGAGCCCCAGUCGGCAGACUCUCAGAAUGAGGGAUACGGCCUCAUUGCGGCCUUUGGCCUUGUAUUCAUAGGAUUGGCUCUCUGCAAUUCGCGAUAUCAGCAUCUGUCAUACCGAUUGGUCGUGAUGAUUCGCACCCGCAUGAUCUCCGUCAUUUACCAAAAGACUUUUACCAUGGAUCUCCUGCAAGGUGAGAGUCGGGCUCCAAUAACUCUUAUGAGUACAGACGUGGAGCGCAUAUCUCAUGGGCUCGGCUUUCUCCACGACGUCUGGGGUUCCAUCCUUGAAGUUGCAAUUGCAAUAUGGCUUCUCUGGCGGGAGCUCCGCGUCUACGCAGCCGCCACGCUCAUCAUCGCGUCAACCUGCGUCGUCACCGCGUUGACGGUGGGCAAGCUCACCGGUCGCCGCCAGCAGGCCUGGAUCGAGGCUGUGCAGAGGCGUAUCGCCGUCACCUCAAGCGCCCUCCCCCACAUCAAGGACAUCAAGUCGGCCGGGAUGAUAGACACCAUAACGUCCGUGCUGGAAAAGUUCCGCCUGGACGAGGUGGAAGCGUCCAAGAGGUGGCGGCGGCUGACGGUGCUCAUGGUAGCUGUUGGGUUCUACAACAGCGCGCUGGCCCCCGUCAUCUCCUUCACGUCCUACGUCCUGACCUCUCCCGAGGCAGACGGAGUGCUCACCCUGGAUAGGGCAAUGACGGUACUCACCAUCUUCGCGCUCUUUGGUGCUCCGCUCAACAUGCUCUCAGAGUCGGCGAGUGGCCUCUUUAGCGGGAUCGCUUGUAUCGAGCGCAUCCGCCGAUUCCUUGUUUCGCCAGAUCAUCCUCAGAGAAAAGGAAUACUCGUCGAUGACGAAAUCCUGGCAAUAGAGGGAAAGGGGGAGCUGACCUCGGAGAAGUUUACGGCGGCGAUAGCACUGACAGACGCCACCUUUGGCUGGAGUACAGAGAGCGAUUCUGGCCCAAGUGAAUUAACUCUGUCGAUCGAGAAGGCGACGGUGACUGUCCUGGCUGGCCCCGUGGGCUGCGGCAAGUCAACGCUGCUGCACGGUCUGCUGUCUGAGAACUACCUCUUGAAGGGCGAUGUGGUCGUCAACCCAUCCAGAAUCGCCUACUGCAGCCAGACCCCUUGGGUCACAAACAGUACGCUCCGUGAGAACAUCAUUGGCUGCACUCACUUCGACGAGUUUCGUUACCAGGAGGUGAUAAGAUGCUGCGGCCUCGUCCAGGACAUUGCUGUCUUGGCGAAUGGGGAUCAGACAAAGCUUGGCAGCGGCGGAGCAGCCAUCAGUGGCGGCCAAAAGCAGCGAGUGUCACUUGCCCGGGCGGCCUAUUCGUCGGCCGAGAUACUCCUGCUCGACGACGUGCUCAGCGGGCUGGACUCGAUCACGGCCCAGCACGUUGUGCACCAUCUACUCGGCCCAGAUGGCUUGCUGCGCCGGCAAAGAAGAACAGUAGUGCUUGCCAGCUCCUCUCGAACCGGCCUCGGUGUUGCAGACAAAGUCAUAUGGCUGGAUCGGACUGGUCGUAUUUCCAACCAGGAUACGGUGGUCGACUUGCCGAUACAAUCCAGCUCUUCGGUAGCUCCUGAUCCUCCUGGUAAAAGUGGGGAGGAAACGACCAACGCUGAAGCUUCUUCUGCAGAUGAGCGUCCGCCGACACGGCUGGAACAGGAUCUGAAGCAGCGAAAGGGUGACUGGCGAGUGCUCCAGUAUUACAUCCUGCGCAUGGGAACCACGGGAAUGGUUCUCUAUGGUUUUUUGAUGGUGAUCUUCACCUUCUUCUACGGUUUUGCUCCUGUCUGGGUUGAGUUAUGGGCCCAGUCCUCGGGCAAGAGGCUGAACAUGUAUGUUGGAAUCUACUACAUGGUCGCCGCGUCCCAGAUCCUAUUCAUCGGAGUUGCUGCUGGGUAUCUUCUCCUGGUACUUCUACCUCAUGCUUCUGUAAAUUUUCAUAACAUUAUCUUAAAGGCUACAACACAUGCACCACUCAGCUUUCUCACAAGUGUCGAUGUUGGGAUCACAACAAACAGAUUCAGCCAAGAUCUUCAACUGAUAGACACUGAGCUCCCAAUCUCUCUGUUCAACACAACGCUGGCACUGGGUUACUGUAUCCUGCUUCUUGUUAUUAUAUGCAUCUCCGGCAGAUACAUUGCGGCGACCCUGCCAUUCUUCCUAGGCAUUAUGUUUUACGUGCAGCGAUCCUAUCUGCACUCCUCCCGCCAAAUCCGCCUCCUUGAUCUUGCGGCCAAGGCGCCCCUCUUCUCUCAUUUUUCGGAUACAUUGGAUGGUCUCGUCACUCUGAGGGCGCUCGGGUGGCAGACAUCAUACGAGGAGCGCCUUCAAGAUCUGCUUACUACUUCGCAGAGACCCUUUUACGCGCUCUACUGCGUCCAAAGAUGGCUCAAUCUCGUCAUCGACCUGAUCAUCGCUGCAGUGGCCAUUAUCUUCUCCGGUAUUGCAGUGGCGCUGCACGGCUCGCUCAGUACAGGCCUUGUAGGGCUCGCACUGAUCAAUAUCAUCACUUUCAAUGGCAAUAUAAGGGUUUUGGUGGUUCAGUACACCAACCUGGAGACGUCUAUCGCCGCUGUAGCUAGGAUACGAGCAUACCAGAAAGUCACUCCUUCAGAAGUCCGCCCUGGGGAAGAACAAGAAGUACCCCAUGACUGGCCGCGUCAAGGAAGGCUGGAGAUUAUCCAGGCGUCGGCAUCGUAUCUCGAUCUGGACUAUCUUGUCCUCAAGAACGUGUCUCUUACUAUUCCGGCGGGAAGUAAAGUCGGCAUAUGCGGGCGGAGUGGCAGCGGCAAAUCGUCGCUUUUCGCCGUCCUCCUCCGCAUGCUCAACUUACAAGGUGGAUCGGUGCUCAUAGAUGGCAUAGAUACUGCGGACGUGCCUCGGAAAAAAGUGCGGGAGCGGCUCAACGCCCUUCCCCAGCAACCUUACUUCAUCCCCAACACCUCUGCGAGGACAUGCAUCGACCCAUUCUCCCAGCUGGAAGAUGGGGAGGUGGUGGGUAUAUUGAAGGAGGUCCAGCUGUGGGACCAUCUUGGUGGUACUAAUGCUGCGCUGGAUCUCGUUGUCAGCGACAGCCUCCUCUCACACGGUCAACGGCAGCUUCUUUCUUUAGGGCGCGCCAUGGCCCGUCGCGCGUCGACGGGCAAAAUUCUGCUGCUGGACGAGGCGACGAGCCAGCUGGACCCUGACACCGAAGAUAUUGUGCGCCAGGUGAUCCGUCGGUGCUUCUUGGACCACACGGUCAUUGCUAUAGCUCAUCGUCUAGACACUAUAGUAGAUUACGACCUCGUAGCAGUACUUGAUCAAGGCAAUGUGAUUGAGGUUGGCGCCCCAAGCGACCUGUUGGUACGGCCGUCCUCCGCCUUUAGGCAGCUCUACGAUAGCCAGAAAGGAGGUAGCUGA